GGGCACACAGUGCGGACGAUACAACGUUUCGCAUCGGAGCCGCGUGUGCGCGCGAGGCGCCGGCUUGGAGCCAGUGUUUUUCGACCGCCAGCCGGCUGUUCUCCGCGUUGUCACUGCGUGGACUCUUGCUUUCUUCAACGCGUGCUGCGCAGUCGCCGCAGGACAGCGCGAGUGGCGUCUUUGAAACAAAGUCCGCUAGCUGCCCCGUGUGUUGUCACUGCGUCUGUUUGUCUUCUCGGUGGGUGUUUUCCGACGCGCGCUGUGCUGGAGCCGCGUUGCUGCGAAACAGGAUGCCAGGUCUGGAACGUGGUUGUUGCGAGCUCUAUUUUUCCCAAAGAUAGAGGCGAUCCCCGCUCGCCCUGUGGUGCUUGCAUCGCUUGACCCUCUCCCCGCUGGAAUUCGGGAGAUAAGAAGUCAUUUGGGAACCGUCUCUCUCUCUCCACCGCCGGCAGCAUUCGUUUGCUCGCUAUCAGUUUCACGGAGACGUGGAUGCGGGGACCGCCUCACCACAAGCGUUCGCCUCCAGAUCCUGUCGUGAAAGAGAAAAGCAAAACAGUGGCACGGCCUUCGGAACACUAACCUCAAGCACCAUCCAGCCUAGGGAAAAAUCGCCACAAUUGGAGAAUAGCUGGUGCAGAGCAUCGGCGAAAACAAAAAGAUGCAACUGGACGGCCGCAGUACCUACCGAGCAACGCGGCAUGAGCGGGGAACGUGACCCCACUUGACGACAUCAUCGGUCAUGACGUCAGCGACGCCGAGGACAGGGCGGCCUCACCACCCGACCUUGCUGACUGUGGUGACACUGCUGCUGCUGCUGCUGCUGGCGCUUGGGACAGCCGGCGUUGCCGCUGCCACAGACCCACCACCUACGACAGAUGCCAGCGCUGUCACGUCAGUUGGAGAGGCUGCUACGCCAACCGCCGCACAGACGGUGAAAAAUGACAUAAGCAACUCGCCGACUGCGACUCCAGCGUUACCGCCAGACAAUGGAACAGCAGCACCCACGGUGCCCUCUACACAAGCCACCACGCCGGGGCAAAUAUCCGAGCAGACAUCUUCGCCUACCUACUGGCCACGAAACAAGUACCGCAAGCUCUGAAACGUCGACGGCGUCGGUGACGCAGGAUUCGAAAACAGAGCAUCCUUCGACUGCUAUCACAGCAGAAGCACCAACAACAUUUACAACAGUACCCGCUGUCAAUCAUUCAGAAGAAACAACCGUCGUGACAAGCACGGAUAUCGAGGAUCACCAGCCGAACGCCACCAACGGAAGUGAAACGACGUCGUCAGCGGCGACGACUAUAACGACGGUGGCUCCGACGACACUAUUACCGACGACGACGAGGCGCCGGCUGCCCGAGGUCCCCGACGACGACGUUGUCAUGAAGUCUACGCCCACCCAGAGACGCCUGCUGCUGGUGCUGCGCGGCAAUUGCAGUCACGACAGCCUCAAGAGCGACGUCGAGGGCGCCUUCCGGAACCUGACGAGCGCCGCCGAGAACAUCAGCGUCACCGACAUCCGCUGCACCACGCUGCUGGACGUGAACGUGACGCUCAAAGCUGGCGAGCUGCAGCUCAAGCAGCUGCUGCGCAACUUGAGUCUGGCCGGCACCCUGCAGCUGGGCGGCGACAGGCACUUCCUGCUGACCGACUUCUCGGUCAAGGAGCAGGUCUCCACCGACGGAGCGCGCACGGUCCGCUCCCGCUGGGUCCCGACGCGCGAGGAGCUCAUAAUCUACGUCGCCGUCGCGGUGCUCUUCGGCAUUGUGCUCAUCAUCGCCUGCGUGGUCUGCAGCAUCCGCUGCUGCCGCCGUCAGCCGUCGAAGACGCUCGACUUCCUCGACACGCCGCGCCUCAACCUGCGCCUGGAAGACUACACGCUGACAAGGAUACCGCGACCUCACACCGUGUACGCUGACCACUUGCGCACGCCUGACCAGGAGCUGGGCGUGGUGCAGGCCUUCGACACGUGCGUGGUCCCCCUGGAGGAUGUUAUGCCUCCGCCACCUCCCGCGCCCACCGUGCCCGCACCGCCGUGCCCGCCGCCCAGGCGACCCACUGAAGGCUGGAGGACCGAGCCACUGAUGACGUUCGGUGGCAAGCACGCCAAGGCGUCGCCCGCCAAUGGCCUCAAGGUCGCCCGCAGGAGUGCCACCCGAACCGAAGAGGAAGACGACGACGAGUCUUCCCUCAGGGGAAACGGCGCACUGUCCACGUCGACAGAGCGACUAGCCCGGAGGGACUCGGGUCGCCGGCAGGGAGUCGACAAUCCCAUCUACUUGGUGGACCGCAGGAAGUCCAAGGGCUGAGGAACUGAGCGCUCUGUCCCGCUCUGUCACUCUCUUGGAAAGUUCGAGCCUACUGCGUGGACCUGAAGACGAACUUUGCACCGCCGGCCGUCAAAUGGCGGGCUUCACGGACUGGCGGCUCCCGCUUUUUCAUCUUGAGGGUGUUCGCCGCGAGUGAGGAAAGAAGUAGGCUCGCUAUAGGGCUUAAGACUGUGAGAGCUUGUCUCUCGCGAGCCGAAGCCACUGUUUACGGUGACGUGGCACUGGCCGGGACUGUACUGUGCGCGUCAACGAGAGGUUGUGCUUUAGGAAGGAACUUAGGUGAAAAAUGGAAUGCGACGAUAAGAAAGUCUCGCAGCGAUCUGACCCUUGACACGUCGCCAAAUUUGGCUAGCAUAGAGGCAGGCGCGUCGUCUUCUUUGGGGCCUAUACAUUACACACAGCUAUCAAGCACAUUGAGAGUGUUCGACACUUUGCGUUGUGCUCCGAGUAAGGCGAGCGUAAUUGUUGUGUAAGCGUGUUACCUUUCUCUUUGUUUUUACCUGAGGCCGCCUUUUAGUCAGACUCUCAUUUCCCUGAUUUGCUUUUGUUCCUUUUCUUUCUGCCGUUUCUAUUUACAAGUCGUAGCAUAUGGAUGAGUAUCUUCUAGUUUUUUGUUUGUCGCUAGAUGCUUAUAGCUUGACCAAGAGCGCGUACUUAUAGGCAGUGUGUAAAACAGCUGGCUGUGUUCUUCGUAUGGUGGUGUCUCCACGGCCCCGACUGGUGGUGGUGAGCGCCGUUGUUUGUUAUGUCUCAGAGAAGAAAUGGCCUCAGAAGUAGAGAGAAAAAAAAAGAAAAGCUAACUCCCUGCCACUUUCUGUCAGAGGCCUUGAUUAUUGGUAGUCCUGUGGGUUCAGUGUUGCGUGUCCCCUUGUACUUCCAACUCUUCGUGAGUGUAUAGCUGUGGUACUUGAGUCGACCAUUCUGUAUAUGCCAGCGCUUAUUGAAGUCGCUUUUUGGCUGAAACGUGGGCAUUAUUUCUCCGGUGACCUGUCAAGCACCAGGGGCGGCACCGCUAACAUGAGUACGCAUGUUUCCGCUGCCCAAACCAAAUUGAAUAGAAAUGUGCGUCUUCCAAUUACUAAGAUUAGCAAAAACUAGUUUGUAGCAUGGCAAAAUGCAUUUGUCCCAUCUUUCGCUAGGAAUGUGAAACACUCGGCAAGAGAAUCUAGGAACACAGUUCGCCUUUCGCGCACUUGAUACGAGAAGGCGUAUAGCUUUGAUUGCGCUGCAGAAUUCUACAUGUUUGGCUAAGUCGUAUGUUUAUUUAGCUUUCUCAAAGCGCCACCGUAUUGCGGCUGCAUUUUCUUUAAAAAUGCCUAAAAUGUCAUCUCUAGGUGACAGUUUAGCACAAACAAAGCAACUGCAUGUUUGGGCAGAGGAACCAUGUCAAUUUCUCUACUGACGCAGGGUAGAUAAAGGGAAGUGUGAAGAACGGCAGGCUCUAAUUUCGUUCCGACCGCUUCUGAGAUGGCUCGAAAGUAUACCUCUAGCACGCACCAGUGCAUCUAGAGAGCCGAUCAGAAUAUAUAUGUGAUGUAUGAUUCUGCCGACCGAGCAUGGUUUCGCAACUACCGUGGAAUACCGAGCAUGCUUCCCACCUGCAGUACCAUUUCCGGGACCUUACCUCGGAAGAAGCUGAAGGGAAAGGGGUUGACAUUCCCGGCAGCUUUUCUGGCACGGAGGAAGGAAACUAUUGAAGUCAAACGUAUAUCGACCCAACAUCUGAUCGCCACGUCAGAGCGCGCGGUAGAUCUUCUUGGUGAUCCCGAUCUGCAAACAGAGCUAUAUACGGCUGGACAGCCGAAGAAAUGCUCAUCGAUGAAAACCGACGGGGAACCUAACAUUCCCGGCCUCUACGUCAAGUCUCAGAGGUCACGUGUUGGGCCCAUACUGCGAGGUAAAAAGCGAAGGAAAUAGCUUCACGUCGAGUUGGCUUGGCAGAGCUGGCUGCGUGACGUAAUGCUUUCUUCUGGUUUAUUUCAUUCCUCCAUGGUUUCUGGGCGACUGUUAACCUUGGGUGCUAUUCUGGACAUUGUCGAAUUCCGCCAUAUUGUCGAAUUCGCCAUCUUGUCAGCUCUUAUUGGUCCAGAGGGCUGCUGGGGUGUGUCUGAUUGGCUCUAAAUGCCAGAUUUGACAAUAUGGUGGAAUUUGACGAUGUCCUGGCUUACACCUUCGUGUCGAGAUUGAAAACAAUUCUAUUUCGAUCCUUUUCCUUUCCGCGUUUCGUCAGUGGACCUAGAAACGAGCGAAAGAGAGAAAAAAAAACAAGAGGAAAAAAAGACAGCGAGAUUAGCCAGUGUAAGUACCGGCUGGCUGCCAUGUUCUGGGGAAAAGGCUAAAUGGAUUAAAAGAUGAUAGAAGAAACAAAUGAAAAAAUAAAGUGGAAAAAAUUCUCACAAUAACGCGAUCCUGCGCUCUACAACUUUCAAAGUCGGUCGCGCAGUUCACAAGCCCUAGAAACAAGUGGAAGAAACCGCUACGCUAUACCGGCCCUGUUUUUGCAUCUUUAUCAGGAUGUUUUCAUCGAGAUUCAUAAAAUUGUGAACGCAUGUUAUGACAUCGAGGCAUUUCAUUUUUUUUCUUUUUUCUCGCACGAUUUUUAAUUUCUCUCGAAUUCAAAUUUUUGGUGACCGCUUGCUCGAUAUUUUACAGCAUCCUUCUUUAGUUCCCUCCUUGCCGUUGGAGUGACACCAAAGAAUGUUCGCAUUUCCUUUCAUUGACCCUUCUAUAUAUACGCAUCGUACGCCGCAGAUCCGAUUAUUGCGGGCUUCUCACAUUACCACAAAUCAUCUUUAAGCUACAAUUUCUUCUUUCUUUCGUAAUCUGUUCGCAGGCUUAAGCAUCCCAAUAUCCCCAGUGUUGUCUGUGUCUGUGCUCAGCGCGUAAUUACGUCUCCUUUUUUUUUUUUUUUUUUGUCCAAAAUGCUUCAAAAAUAGAUACCAAGUUUUUGGAUUUGAAUGAAUGUUUUUUUUUUUCUUUCGCCUAGCUUGUUUAUGCAAUCGCAGUAUAAUCUUGACCGUAUGUGCACGGCUUCUCCCUAGUAUAAUUUCUUUUUUAAAUAAGUUGAUGUGCAAUUCACGCGUGACAUUAUGUGUGGAAGCACCGAUACACUGGCGCAUUACACACACUUUUUGCCACUUCAACGAAUUCGCGUACUUGCUUUCCACUUUUUUUUAUUAGGAACGGCUACAUCACUGCACUUGUUUUUGGGACAUCUUUGUCCAACGUAGAGAGAUAGAGAAACAACCUCUCCAAAGUGGAGAGUCCUUGGGCAUUGCACGUACAAACUGUUUCGCUAUCUCAUUCCUCUACCCCCAGUCACUCCACUCAGUGUGUAAUCCCGAGCUUCGUUAUGGUUUAUCUGUUCAUGUUACAAUGUGAAUUGUUGCUUGUGUACGCGUAUAAUUUUACUCGGUAUGCGUUCUUGUGUUUGAACAAGUGUCCAGGUUGACCUUGAGUAUUGCUUCAUAUGUACUGCGUGUGUUUCCGCCUCGUGCUUUCGAAGAGUCCAGCGAUAUGUACCCCAGGAUGCCAUAUGUAACCACAAACACACAUACACAUACAAGUAAGGAGCAGAAUGAGAAAACACACAGUUAUAAAAAGAAUAAGAGUGGAGUCGUUCCGUUACUUUUGUAUUCAGAGAUGUACAUGUGACAAUAAAUGUCAUUGUACUACAUUAGUACGAAUAAAUGUGGCGCAUGGCGUGGU
Molecule: messenger RNA, 6038 nt
Organism: Dermacentor silvarum
Lineage: Eukaryota; Metazoa; Arthropoda; Arachnida; Ixodida; Ixodidae
Exons: 5
Coding region: 987-2309 (440 amino acids)
Source: RefSeq, a predicted model, not a curated record